GAAAUUAUUAGAACUCAUCAAAUAAGUCUACACAAUGGUAACGCCCGCGAGUUUGUAACAGGAACAGGCUCUUUUUCAAUGGUCUCAUGUCCUCAGGGGUAACUGGUAAGUGGUAACAUUGUGAGAGAGUUGUGGGAAAAUGGCAGAAAGCAGAGAGAAGAAAGAGAGUAGGAGACAAGUGUGGAGGUGGUCUUUGGGGGCUCCUCUCCUUGCUGUCUUAGUGGCGACUGCAAUCACCUCAAUCGCUUUUCCCGAAAUCUCGCUUUUUAACGGCAACACCAACGACAAUCGGAAGUUCUGCCACUGUGCUCAGGAUUCACUGAAAUACACUGGCAUUGUUGAGGACUGCUGUUGUCAUUAUGAGACAGUUAGUCUUAAUGAGGAAGUCUUGCAUCCUUGGCUCCAAGAACUUGUCACAAUGCCCUUCUUCCGAUAUUUUAAGGUUAAGCUGUGGUGUAACUGCCCUUUUUGGCCUGAUGAUGGUAUGUGCAAGCUGCGUGAUUGCAGUGUUUGUGAAUGUCCUGAAAGUGAAUUUCCAGAACCUUUUAAGAGCCCAUUUAAACGCACUCUUCAAUCUGACAAUUUAGCCUGUCAAGAGGGAAAGCCACAGGCUACAGUGGAUCGGACACUAGAUAGUAAAGCUUUCAGAGGUUGGAUAGAAACAGAUAAUCCAUGGACAAAUGAUGAUGAGACUGAUAAUGCUGAGAUGACAUAUGUAAAUCUCCAAUUGAACCCUGAACGUUACACUGGCUAUGCUGGUCCGUCCGCCAGAAGAAUAUGGGAUGCUAUCUAUUCAGAAAAUUGUCCAAACCAUUCACAUGGAGAGACUCUCCAGGAGAAAAAUUUGUUGUACAAAUUAAUAUCCGGUCUUCACUCCUCAAUCUCAAUCCACAUAGCUGCUGAUUAUCUCCUUGAUGAAACUACCAACCUGUGGGGCCAAAAUCUUGGGCUGAUGCAUGAUCGAGUUUUGAGAUACCCUGAUCGAGUUAGAAACCUGUACUUCACUUUCCUUUUUGUUCUCCGUGCCAUGAGAAAAGCAUCAGCUUAUUUGGAGCAGGCUGAGUACAACACAGGUAACCAUGCAGAGGACCUAAAAACACAAUCCUUGAUGAGGCAGCUCCUUUGCAAUCCCAAACUCCAAGCUGCAUGUCCACUUUCUUUUGAUGAAGCUAAGCUGUGGCAAGGCCAAAGUGGACCUGAACUGAAACAACAGUUUCAAAAGCAGUUCAAACACAUUAGUGCCUUGAUGGACUGUGUUGGAUGUGAGAAGUGCCGGCUUUGGGGAAAGCUUCAGAUUCUUGGUCUUGGCACUGCUUUAAAAAUCCUCUUCUCUGUUGAUGAUCAAAACCACACACCUCUGCAGUUGCAACGGAAUGAAGUGAUUGCUCUGGUAAAUCUGCUCAGCCGCCUCUCAGUAUCUUUCAAACUUGUCAAUGAAAUCAGGCCUUCAGCUGAGAAGUUAAUGGGAGGACAGAUUUCUGCAGCUCCAGUUCUAGAAAACAGGCCAUGGCAAAGAAUAUGGGAGUUCAUGGAUAGACUCCGGUAUUUCACUAGUCUACCCUUGCAUGCCAUUAAUUCAUUUACCUGAUUGUCAUUCUCCACUCUCACAUCUGACCACAUACAUAUCCUGAAAUGAUGUUUUAAGGUUAAGGAAGUCACCAUUGUAACGGCUCAUCUUCAAAUAUUCUUAUACUAUCCAACUGUAAAAGGCGAUGUAAAUGACAGGAGUAGAUGAAGAUGAAAACAAAGCACAGAAUUUCGGGUAUGCAAAUGCACAUAUAUAUAGAGGUAAGAAUGAGGUUUGAUGUAAUGUGUAAGAUCCAUUCAUUUUUUAUGAGAUCAAAGGCAAUAAAGAUAAUGUGGAAAUCAUCAAAAUUGUUCCAAUGUUUUUCCCUUGUACUCAAUGAUAAUGCCAAAACCUUAGUGGGGUUUUCUCUUCUCUUGCUUCUCACUCUUUUGUCUUGUGAGUUCAAGUUUUUCUAUAGUAUCAAAAAGUGUAAAGUGGUAAUCAAUUUCAUGUUUUGUACUUUAAUCUCA
Vitis vinifera (wine grape) is the source of this 2037-nucleotide messenger RNA. RefSeq names its product endoplasmic reticulum oxidoreductin-1. The transcript has 9 exons. Gene Ontology annotation, biological process: protein folding in endoplasmic reticulum. Gene Ontology annotation, molecular function: protein-disulfide reductase activity; FAD binding; thiol oxidase activity. The record is from RefSeq and is a predicted model, not a curated record. NCBI's taxonomy places the organism in Eukaryota, Viridiplantae, Streptophyta, Magnoliopsida, Vitales, Vitaceae. Gene Ontology annotation, cellular component: endoplasmic reticulum; endoplasmic reticulum membrane. The coding region runs from base 140 to 1588 and encodes 482 amino acids.